AUGCGGGCGCCACUCUGCCUGCUGCUGCUCGUCGCCCACGCGGUGGACAUGCUCGCCCUGAACCGAAGGAAGAAGCAAGUGGGCACUGGCCUGGGGGGUAACUGCACGGGCUGUGUCAUCUGCUCAGAGGAGAAUGGCUGCUCCACCUGCCAGCAGAGGCUCUUCCUGUUCAUCCGCCGGGAAGGAAUCCGCCAGUAUGGCAAGUGCGUGCACGACUGUCCCCUCGGCUUCUUCGGCAUCCGCGGCCAGGAGGUCAACAGGUGCAAAAAAUGUGGGGCCACCUGUGAGAGCUGCUUCAGCCAGGACUUCUGCAUCCGGUGCAAGCGGCGGUUCUACCUGUACAAGGGGAAGUGCCUGCCCAGCUGCCCACCAGGCACCUUGACCCACCAGAACACGCGAGAGUGCCACGAGGAAUGUGAACUGGGCCCCUGGGGCAGCUGGAGCCCCUGCAUGCACAAUGGGAAGACCUGUGGCUCUGCCUGGGGCCUGGAGACCCGAGUGCGAGAGGCUGGCCGGGCCGGGCAGGAGGAGACGGCCACCUGCCAGCUGCUGUCUGAGUCAAGGAAAUGUCCCCUCCAGAGGCCCUGCCCAGGAGAACGCAGCCCCCGCCAGAAGAAGGGCCGGAAGGACGGGCGGCCGCGCAAGGACCGGAAGCUGGAGCGCAGACCCGACGGGAGGCCACGCCAGCCCGGGGCGCAGUGA
Marmota flaviventris (yellow-bellied marmot) is the source of this 702-nucleotide messenger RNA. It is a transcript of the gene Rspo4, whose product is annotated as R-spondin 4. The record is from RefSeq and is a predicted model, not a curated record. Lineage: Eukaryota; Metazoa; Chordata; Mammalia; Rodentia; Sciuridae.